Dioszegia hungarica is the source of this 1239-nucleotide messenger RNA. RefSeq lists its product as uncharacterized. The transcript has a single exon. The coding region runs from base 1 to 1239 and encodes 412 amino acids. NCBI's taxonomy places the organism in Eukaryota, Fungi, Basidiomycota, Tremellomycetes, Tremellales, Bulleribasidiaceae. The record is from RefSeq and is a predicted model, not a curated record. Gene Ontology annotation, molecular function: FAD binding.
AUGACCGCACGGCCCCUCCGCGCGCUCAUCUCAGGCGCAGGCAUCGCCGGCCCUGUCCACGCUUACUGGCUCAAGAAAGCCGGUCUUGACGUCACCAUCGUCGAACGCGUUCCUCGGCUCCGGCGAGAGGGUCAGACCAUCGACGUGCGGAAUGAAGGGCGGGAGAUAUUUGACAGGAUGGGGAUCACCAAGUCGGUCAUGGCGGUGACCACUAAGGAGCUGGGCGUUCAGUUUGUCGGGGCGGACGGCGGGAUCUGGGGGUCUUUCCCGGAGGAUGGGUCGGACAGCUUUACGAGCGAGAUCGAGAUCGUCCGCGGGGAGCUCGCUUCUAUCCUUUACGAGCACACCAAGGAGGACGUCCAAUAUCUCUUUGGUGACUCGAUCACUGCGAUCGAGCAGGACGCGUCCAGCGUCUCGGUCACAUUCGCAAAGGACGGGCGGAGGGAGCAAUACGAUCUCCUCAUCAUCGCGGACGGUCUCAAUUCGCGCACUCGGGCUCUGGCGUUCGACCAAGACGUCCGGGCACCCAUUAAAGUCCUCAACGAAUGGUUCGCGGGCUUCUCCUUCCCCAAAGGUCCGACCGAUACGGACUGGGCGCAGUGGUACAAUGCGUCCGGACGCCGGGCGAUCCUCCAUCGUCCAGAUGGGUUUGGGCGGAUGCGGUCGCUCUUUGCCCACAUCGAUUAUACGGAGGCGACUCGGGCGAUUGGGAGCUCCAAGACGUCAGUGCAGGACCAGAAGAAGUACUGGGCGCAGCUGUACAGGGAUGCCGGAUGGGAGAGCGAGAGGCUGGUGAAGGGGAUGAUGGAGUCGGACGACUUUUACAUGUACGAGGUGGCGCAGGUCAAGGCGGAGAAAUGGAGCACGGGAAGGGUGGUGCUCUUGGGUGACGCAGCAUCCUGUCCAUCACCCAUCAGCGGACAAGGGUCGAACGUUGCGGUGGUGCAGGCGUACGUCCUCGCGGCGAUGAUCGCCAAAUACCCCAACGAUCACGCGGCGGCUUUUGCGGAAUACGAAACCUCCAUGCGAGAAUGGGUUGAGGGAAUCCAAUCCCUCCCCCCCGGUGCGCCCGCCUUGGCGGUCCCCCAGACGUUGACCGGUAUCCUCAUCCUCAACUGCGUCGUAUACAUCGGCUCCGCGCUCGUCAAUUCGGGCGUCAUCAACCUCUUCAAGCGGUGGUUUGGCCGGGCGGACAAGGGGUUUCCUCUGCCCCCGAUGUCAGUCUUCGGGAAGGUGUAA